AUGGAAGAUGUCGUCUUGGUCUUGGGAUUCUAUUCUAUUAUGAAUGAGUCAAUGGGUGGAUACAUAGUUCAACUCAUAUAUCAUCAUAAUAUAAUGUCAUCCCCAAAGGUUUUUGUUAUUGGUAACCCAUUACUCGAUAUCUCUGCUCAUGUCGACAUUGAAUUGUUCAACAAGUACGACAUCAAGUUGGGUAAUGCUAUCCUCGCCGAAGAGAAGCACCUUCCAUUAUAUGAAGAAUUAGUAACCAAGUACCAAGUUGAAUACAUUCCAGGAGGAGCUGCACAAAACACAGCACGUGUUGCUCAAUGGAUGUUGAACGAGAAGCAACAAAUCUUGUACACUGGAUGUGUUGGUACCGACAAGAAUGCCGACAUUUUAAAGAGUGCCACUGAAGCCAACGGUGUCGUUGUCAAGUACUUGGCUGACGCCUCUGCCCCAACCGGAGCCUGUGCUGUCAUGAUGAACAACAAGGAACGUUCGCUCACCACCAAUCUCGGUGCUGCCAACAACUUCAAGGUCGAACAUCUCCAAACCGACGAAAUGAAGGCUCUCAUCGAUGCCGCCGAGCUCUUUUACAUGGUCGGUUACUUUAUGACCGUCUCACCAGACUCUGCCAUGCUCCUUGGUAAGCAUGCCGCCGAAAAGAACAAGUCAUUCCUCUACGGUCUCGCCGCUCCAUUCCUCAUUCAAGUCGACUUUUUCUGGGAACGUGUCAAGGCUUUGUUGCCAUACGUCGAUGUUGUCUUUGCCAACGAAAGUGAAGCCGCCGUUUUAGGUGAGCGUAUGGGUUGGGGUGCCGAUUUGGCUGUCAUUGCCGAGAAGCUCUCUGUCUGGGAAAAGGUCAACUCUGCCCGUUCCAGAACCGUCGUUUUCACUCAAGGUCCAAACUCUACCCUUGUCUUCCAAGACGGCAAGCUCACCCAAUACUCUCCAAUCAACAUUGCCCCAGAAGACAUUGUCGAUCUCAACGCUGCCGGUGACUCUUUCUGUGGUGGAUUUGUUGCUGCUUACACUUUGGGCAAGGAAGUCUCCAAGUGUGUCGAAGCUGGUCACUAUGCCGCCUCUGAAAUCAUCCGUCAAAAUGGUUGUUCUUUCCCAUCAAAGCGUUCUUAUGAUCUCUAA
Molecule: messenger RNA, 1122 nt
Organism: Cavenderia fasciculata
Lineage: Eukaryota; Evosea; Eumycetozoa; Acytosteliales; Cavenderiaceae
Gene: adk
Product: adenosine kinase
Exons: 3
Coding region: 1-1122 (373 amino acids)
Biological process (GO): purine ribonucleoside salvage
Cellular component (GO): cytosol; nucleus
Molecular function (GO): adenosine kinase activity
Source: RefSeq, a predicted model, not a curated record